UAUUUGAUACUUCACCUCAGCAUAUAUAUAGCCAUAUCAAAGGAAGGCAACUUAAAAGUCAGCAAAACAAUAUUUAAAAUGCCUCUAUCGCGGCGAGGAAGAAAGUUUUUAAUCGUUGUUGGUUGUGUAUUGUUGGUAUUAACAGCCACAUCUCUUAUCUGUGCAAGUAUAGCCAUGAAUAGGUUGUAUGACAAAGAUCCGAAGGAAGCAAGUUUAGGUUUCCAAACUAUCUGUUUUUUAGCGCCUGCUCUUCUGUCCAUACUGUCUGGCGUGAGACAAGGAACGACUUUGCUGGGUCCAGCCCUGGCUACAAAUUCAGUUGGAAUAAUGCUGGGAAUUGGUGGAUUAACUAAUUCUAUCCUGUCCUUCAUCAAACGAAGGCGUGCCUACUUUAGUUGCCCGACGGAAUCAUACAGUUGUUCUGACGAGAAAACUUUGAUGUCUCUUCAUCUUGUAUUAAUCAUCGUUUUUGUCGCAUUUAUCGUCGUGAGUUCUGUUGCAUCAGGAUUUGGUUGUUUUAAAAUUCUAUCCAAACGACAGGAAUCCGAACAAGACCGCGGAAUGGUAAUGACUAGACAGCAAUUAUCAUAUCUGGAACAACCUGGAACUACCAGUAAUACCAACAACGGCAAUGACAUAAAUACCAUUGAAAAUGAGAAUGAAAAUGAAUAUGAAAAUGAUGACAUGCGUGUAGGAGAAUUGGAAAAACUCAUCAAUGUUUGAACUGCUCGGCUUUGUCUUGGUGGAUGAGCGUGUCUAUGCAGGGCCGUAACUAGAACGAUAAUUGGGGGGUGUUUAUUCAUAUAUUCAGUUCUGCCCGAC
Messenger RNA from Dendronephthya gigantea, 822 nucleotides. RefSeq lists its product as uncharacterized. The record is from RefSeq and is a predicted model, not a curated record. The transcript has 5 exons. NCBI's taxonomy places the organism in Eukaryota, Metazoa, Cnidaria, Anthozoa, Malacalcyonacea, Nephtheidae. The coding region runs from base 79 to 723 and encodes 214 amino acids.